This is a messenger RNA of Ceraceosorus guamensis, 1467 nucleotides long. RefSeq lists its product as hypothetical. Lineage: Eukaryota; Fungi; Basidiomycota; Exobasidiomycetes; Ceraceosorales; Ceraceosoraceae. The coding region runs from base 141 to 1382 and encodes 413 amino acids. The transcript has a single exon. The record is from RefSeq and is a predicted model, not a curated record.
CCGCGUCUUGCACGGAUACUUCGCUUCAGGACCUGCCACAGCUCGAGGACGACGAUUUUCUGCCCACGCCUAGUCGCGCAUCGCGCCUCUCUGCUGCACCGCCUUCCCCUUCACCAUCUAUCGUUCGAGCUCCGAGACGCAUGUCACAGGACGCGCUGCUCCCAACUCUUGGUACGGUGUCGGUCAGCGGCAAAGCGCCGACUUUGUCAACCACGGACGCCGUGAAUGAUGCUGCUGCUGGGGGCCCAGAGACGGCACUACCAGAAGGUCGAAGGGAGCCGUCGGAUUCGGCCAAAGCCGCAGCUCUGGCGACUGAAUCCGGUGCGGCACAGGUCGUCUGUACUGAGGCAGCGCCGACUGACGCUGCACAAGCGCCGACCGAAGGUUUCACCGAGACAGAAAGAAGAUCUUCAGCUGAGCUUGAGGACACGCCCAACACUCUUGGCUCGGAAAUGUGGUCCACCGCAGGAGAUCGCCGCAGCGUAGCGACCACAGCUACGACAUGGUCUGAGGGCAGUGCUGGGUCCCAAGCAGGCCCAGAAUUGGAGCGAGAGGCCGAGAAAGGCGAAAAGUUUGAGAGUGUACAUGAGAUCAAAGCGGCGAACAACGCUCCUGAACAUGCCGAGGCAUCAGCGGCCCCAAUCUCCACGGGCAUCCAGAAGGAUGUCAAUUUGAGCGAUGCCACCGAAGCUGCCGCCUUGUGCGACUCGUCCAAAUCUGGACUGCCUCCACUGGCGAAGGCCCGUGUGUCUGGCCUGCGCACACCUGCACGCUCUCGCACGCUGGAUGUCGGGACGACUGCCGAAUCACUAGCUCCCCAAAGCAAGCUGAAGCUACCGUCUCCUCGACCUACAUCUGCUAGCACCAUCUCGACCAAAGCGUCUGGCAUUCGGCCCCCUUCAAGCAUGUCUCGCCUCGGCAUUCAGACUCCCGGGGGGCGCAAGUCGACUUCAGACACUCUCAAAUCAAGCGAUGGGCCCGGUGCGGCCUCUCCAGCUUCUGGUCUUCCUUUGCCUGCAAGUGCAAAUCUCCGUCGUAUGAAGAGCUUCGGCGACACGCAGACCCAGGGGCUUCAGACACCACCACUCUCAACGCUGCCCAUCAUGAGCCCUCGCCUCAGCAAGCGGCCAUCAGCUUUGCCCCUCUCAAGCCCCCUCAGCGCUGGCCUCGAAAAGCCAAUCACGCAAUCACCGAUUACAGCAGCUUAUUCGCCCAUUUCAGCGCCAGUCACUCCAUCCACUUCUGCGCAUAGCCGACCUACCACGCCUGGCAGCAAGGCUUCCGGACUUCCAAAGCGAAGCGGACUUCCCAAGCCCGCUGCUUCUUCAUUGACUACCUCGUCUGCGCUGCCUCGCGCCACGGGUAUUCCGAAAAGGUCUUAGUCGUAUGCAGUGGCUGAUGCAUCGGCCGCCUCUCUUCCAUUCUUUGCUCCAACCACCCUACCAAAGCAUCUCGGACUCUUGGGCU